Messenger RNA from Anopheles gambiae (African malaria mosquito), 4486 nucleotides. RefSeq names its product ATP-binding cassette sub-family C member 4. The transcript has 8 exons. The coding region runs from base 260 to 4339 and encodes 1359 amino acids. Gene Ontology annotation, cellular component: membrane. The record is from RefSeq and is a predicted model, not a curated record. Gene Ontology annotation, molecular function: ABC-type transporter activity; ATP hydrolysis activity; ATP binding. Gene Ontology annotation, biological process: transmembrane transport. Lineage: Eukaryota; Metazoa; Arthropoda; Insecta; Diptera; Culicidae.
UCGCGCGAUCCUUCACCACAGCGGACCGCCCAUCGUGUACCGUGUUAUCAGUGGGGGAUCUUUGCAUCCGUCCCCCGUCUUUCACCGUGCAAACGCGUACGUCAUAAACAGCCGGCAACGAACCGGGAGUGCCAUCCCCCCUCCCGCCCAUUCCUCGCCCGACUGAAGUGAAGGGCGUAAAGUGAAGUGUAUUCCCCCGCAGCUUAAGUGAGCGCCCGCUUAUCACAUUAGUGUCCAGGAAGCCCACCGCUCAAGGCAAAUGGAAGCGACGCGCGUUCGGCUUAGCCCGAAUCCUCGCCAGAAGGCAAACUUCCUCUCAGUGCUAACCUUCUGGUGGACGGUGGACAUGUUCCGGAAGGGCUACAAUCAAACGUUUGAUAUCAGCGAUCUGUACACACCGCUGGAGGAGGAUCGUGCCGAUCGGUUGGGCAAUCGUUUGGAACGACAGUGGCACCGGCAGCUCGAGCGGCAGCGCUACACGCCAUCCCACAGCCCCUCCCUAGUAAGGGCCAUCUUCCGGACGCUGUGGAAGGAAUGGGUCACCCUGUCCGUGCUGGCGUUCUUUGCCGAGGUUGUGCUGCGCCUGCUGCAGCCGAUUUUUCUCGGCCGAAUGCUGCUCUACUUCCGCGAAGGAUCGAACGUGACGCGCGAGGACGCACUGUACUACGCCUGCUGCAUGGUGGCGGUGCGAGCCAUCAUCGUCCUGUGCGACAACCAGUACGGCAUCAUCUCGGUGCUGACCGGGGUGAAGGCGAAGAUUGCUGUCUGCAGCGUGGUGUACCGGAAGUCGCUGCGGCUGGCGCGCAACGCGCUCGGCGACACCUCGCCCGGGAAGAUGGUGAACCUGAUGUCGAACGAUGUGAACCGGUUCGAUAUCGCGUCCUACCUGGUCUGCUUCAUGUGGACGUCCCCGCUGGUGAUGCUGCUCGCCUCCGUGCUACUCUGGUACGAGAUCGGUUGGUCCGGUGUGGCCGGGCUGGUGGCGAUCGUCAUCAUUACGCCGAUACAGUCAUAUACUGGCACGUUGACGUCACGGUACCGUUUGCGCACCGCACUCAAGACGGACGAGCGCAUCCGGCUAAUGGACGAAAUCAUUGCCGGCAUCGCCGUCAUCAAGCUGUACGCCUGGGAGCGACCGUUCGCGAAGCUCAUCUCCCAGGCACGGCGCAACGAGAUGCGGGAGGUGCUGAAGAGCGGCUACCUGCGGGCACUGUACAUGUCCUUCCAGUUGUUCACCACCCGGGCCGCCAUACUGGGCGUGAUGCUGGCGUUCAUAGCGCUCGACGAGGACAUUACCGCGGCGAAGGUGUUCGUCGCCGCCAGCUACCUGUCCAACGUGUCCUACACGAUGGCCGGCCUGUUCGGCCGGGGCAUUGCCGAGCUGGGGGAAGGGCUGGUGGCGACCCGGCGGCUGCAGCGCUUUCUCGAGUACGAUGAGGUGCAGGCGCCCGCAAAACCGAACCAAGCCACUGGAAAGGAGAAGGAAAAUGGCACCGUGAGUGAGGCGCGCCGUUUGCUGAACGAACCAACGGACGGGCCGCUGCCGGACGGGGUGGCCAUCCAGCUGCGUGCGCUGACCGCCCGCUGGACCGUGCCGGGUGAGGUGGACAGCGAGCGGGUGAAGGUCGUGCCGCCGGCGACCCUGUCCGAGCUGAGCGUUCAGUUUAGGCGGGGCAGCUUGAUCGGCAUCGUCGGGCCGGUCGGUUCGGGCAAGAGCUCCGUGCUGCAGGUGCUGCUGCGGGAGCUACCGGUCGAGAGUGGCCGUUUGCAGCUGGCCCGCGGCUGCUCGAUCGCUUACGCCAGCCAGGAACCGUGGCUGUUUACCGGCAGUUUGCGGCAGAACGUUCUGUUCGGUGAACAGCUCGACCAGUACCGGUACCGGCAGGUGCUGAAGGUUUGCGCCCUGCAGCCGGAUCUGGCCCAUCUGCCGGCGGGUGAUAUGACCGUGAUUGGCGAGCGAGGCGUUUCGCUGUCCGGUGGCCAGAAGGCACGCAUCUGCUUGGCACGGGCCGUCUACCGGCAGGCGGACGUGUACCUGCUGGACGACCCGCUCAGUGCGGUGGAUGCGCACGUCGCCAAACACCUGUUCGAGCUGUGCAUCGGCAACGGGGGCUUCCUGAAGCGGCGCAACCCGAACGCAACGCGCAUACUGGUGACGCAUCAGGUUCACUUUCUGAAGCAGGCGGACUGGGUCGUUGUCAUGAAGGAGGGUCGGGUAGAGGCGCAAGGCACACCGCAAGAGCUGCAGCAGCGUGGCAUCGAGCUGGAACAUCUGGAGCCGUCGUCCGAAUGCAUGGACGGGGACGCGUCCACGCAUCCCGCUAGCAAUCGCACGAUUUCACACACCUCCACCGCAUCCACCGUCACGGUGGACAGUGUAACGCUCGAGGAGUUCAACGCCGGCGAUGGGGACGAGCAGGAGGCGGCCAAGAACAAGUUCGAAGCGUCCUCGCAAGGAACCGUCCCGGGCUCGGUGUUUCUGCAGUACGCGUCCAGUGCCGGCAGCUGGCUGAUCUUUGUCGGGCUGGUGCUCCUGUUCGCCAUCACGCAGCUGAUCGUGAGCGUGGCCGACUGGUGGCUGUCGUACUGGACCGGGCUGGAGGAAACUGCCGGCUCGGGGCGGCCGAUUGCGCCCGAUCGCAAUCAAACCGAGCAGCAGCAGGCCGACGAUCCCACCAGCCACCAACUCAGCAGAGAUAUGUGCGUUCUCGUGCAUGCCACACUGGUGGGCACCAUCUUUUUCGUGGCCAUACUGCGUGCCUUUGGGUUUUACAAGGCGUGCGCCCGUGCCUCACAGUCCAUCCACGAUGCCGUGUUUUCGGGGUUCAUCGGCGCCCGGAUGCGCUUCUUCGAGACGAACGCGUCCGGCCGCAUCCUGAACCGCUUCUCCAAGGAUAUGGGCGCGAUGGACGACAUGCUGCCCAAGUCGAUACUGGACGCCACGCAAACACUGCUCAUGUUUGCCGGCGCCAUGCUGGUGGUGGUGUUUGUGCAACCGUUCUUCAUGGUACCGAUCAUGCUGCUGUUCGUGGUGCUACUGUUUGCGCGCCGAGUGUACCUGCGCACGUCACAAAACACGCGCCGGCUCGAGGGAAUAACCAGAUCGCCCAUCUUCACGCACAUUGCGGCCACCCUGACCGGGCUGCCGACGAUACGGGCCUACGGCGUGCAGGAGCUACUCAUCCGCGAGUUCGACACGCACCAGAACGUGAACACCGGCGCGUACUUUAUGUUUCACUCGGGGCGCAUCGCGUUUGGCCUCUUUCUCGACAGCAUCUUCUUUCUGUUUCUCGCGAUCGUCACGUUCAGCUACCUGAUGCUGGAUGAGGAUGCGGUCGGUGCGCGCGUCGGCCUCGCCAUCACGCAGAUCGGUAGCAUCGGCAGCCAGCUCCAGUUCGGCAUCCGGCAGAGCGCGGAAAUGUUUAACCAUCUGAUCGCGGUCGAGCGGCUGCUCGAGUACCGGGAGCUGCCGGCCGAACGGUCCCAAACCGUAGCCCCGCUGCCGGUCGUUCCAGUACCAGCCGAUUGGCCGCAGCACGGGCGGAUCGAGUUCCGAAACGUUAGCUUCCGCUAUGCCGAGCACGAUGUGGCCGUGCUGCACCGGCUUAGCUUUGCGGUUGCCGCCCAGGAAAAGGUGGGCAUCGUGGGCAGGACGGGCGCAGGGAAGUCCUCCCUCAUUGCCGCCCUGUUCCGGAUGGCGCUGGUCGAGGGUGACAUACUGAUCGAUGGCACCGACACGGCGCACGUCCCGCUGGAGCAGCUCCGCUCGCACAUCUCCAUCAUACCGCAGGAUCCGGUCCUGUUCUCCGGCACGUUGCGCCGCAAUCUCGAUCCGUUCGAGAGCUACCCGGACGCGGCGCUGUGGCGGGCGCUCGAGCUGGUGGAGCUGCGCGAGCUGGCGAGCGAAUCGUCGGCCGGGCUGGGACUGCAGGCGUACGUGGCGGCGGGCGGGCAAAACUUUAGCGUCGGCCAGCGGCAGCUGCUCUGUCUGGCGCGUGCGAUCCUGCGCGGCAAUCGGAUACUGGUGCUGGACGAGGCGACCGCCAACGUGGACCCCGACACGGACCGGCUGAUACAGCGCACGAUCCGGGAGCAGUUCGCCCAGUGUACGGUGCUGACGAUCGCGCACCGGCUCAACACGAUCAUGGACUACGACCGGGUGCUGGUGAUGAGCGACGGUACGGCGGUCGAGUUUGGGCGGCCGGCCGAGCUGCUGGCAAGGGAGGAUGGUGCGUUCCGCAGCAUCGUGCUGGCCACUGGGCGGGACGAGGCGGACAGUCUCAUGAAGAUGGUGCACAAUCUCGAGCAGGGCGCAGCGGGGGGAAUAAUGAAGCAGUGAUGCGGCAUACGUUGUUAAAGUUGCAAAAAAGUGUAGUGAACGUACUUAAGAAAAAGCUAGCGAAAGUUAGCGAAAGUAACAAAGUAGAUAGGAUUGUACUAGCAAAGCGAAAGUAGCAAUAAAAAUAAUGAACCGUUCUAAACGACA